Molecule: messenger RNA, 798 nt
Organism: Equus quagga
Lineage: Eukaryota; Metazoa; Chordata; Mammalia; Perissodactyla; Equidae
Gene: RPL26L1
Product: ribosomal protein L26 like 1
Exons: 4
Coding region: 170-607 (145 amino acids)
Biological process (GO): cytoplasmic translation; ribosomal large subunit biogenesis
Cellular component (GO): cytosolic large ribosomal subunit; ribosome
Molecular function (GO): structural constituent of ribosome; RNA binding
Source: RefSeq, a predicted model, not a curated record
CCUCUCGGAACGGGGCACUGCGAUUCCACCCCAAGCCGCGGGGGGCGCCAUUCAGUUUGCUUCCUGCGGAAAUGGGGCACCGCUUCCUUUCUACGCUUGCGCGGCAGGGACGCCUCACUUCCGGCCCUGCGCGCGCACCUUCUGAGCCGCGCAGCGCCAGACGGUCACCAUGAAGUUCAACCCCUUCGUGACCUCGGACCGCAGCAAAAACCGCAAACGCCACUUCAACGCUCCCUCGCACGUGCGCAGGAAGAUCAUGUCGUCGCCGCUCUCCAAGGAGCUGCGGCAGAAGUAUAACGUGCGCUCCAUGCCCAUCCGCAAGGACGACGAGGUCCAGGUGGUUCGAGGACACUACAAAGGUCAGCAAAUUGGCAAGGUAGUCCAGGUGUACAGGAAGAAAUAUGUCAUCUACAUUGAGCGGGUGCAGCGGGAGAAGGCAAACGGCACGACCGUCCACGUGGGCAUUCACCCAAGCAAGGUGGUUAUCACCAGAUUAAAACUAGACAAAGAUCGGAAAAAAAUUCUUGAACGCAAAGCCAAAUCUCGACAAGUUGGAAAAGAGAAAGGCAAAUAUAAGGAAGAACUUAUUGAGAAAAUGCAGGAGUGAAUAUAGCCUGUUCUGUAGCUGUGGUUUAACUAAUAGGUUUUUGUUCUGGUCUGUAUUCCUUUGAAACUUUUCAGAGUGUCUCUGGAACAUUUUGUUUCCUUCCUGUUUUGUUGUUGAUAUGUGACUCUGUAAAUCUACUUUUACUGUUUUGAUUAAUAAUUUUAUGAAUAAAAAUUGGAACUGCUUCCCAA